AUGUCCUGCUACGAGCGAUGCCCUUCCAGCUCCUGCGGGCCGACGCCGCUGGCCAACAGCUGCAGCGAGCCCUGCGUCCGGCAGUGCCAGGACUCCACGGUGGUCAUCCAGCCCUCCCCCGUGGUGGUCACCCUGCCGGGACCCAUCCUCAGCUCCUUCCCCCAGAACACCACCGUGGGCUCCUCGGCCUCUGCGGCCAUUGGCAGUGCCCUCGGCGCUGAGGGGGUCCCCAUCAGCUCUGGCAGCUCCUUGGGCUUGGGGAGCUUUGGGUACCCAGGGCUGGGCAGCGCCUACAGCCGGCCCGGCCGGCGCUACGCCUCCUACCGUGGGGGCUUCUAUGGACCCUGCUGA
This is a messenger RNA of Dryobates pubescens (Downy woodpecker), 351 nucleotides long. RefSeq names its product feather keratin 4. Bases 1 to 351 code for a protein of 116 amino acids. The transcript has a single exon. The record is from RefSeq and is a predicted model, not a curated record. Gene Ontology annotation, molecular function: structural constituent of cytoskeleton. Gene Ontology annotation, cellular component: intermediate filament. NCBI's taxonomy places the organism in Eukaryota, Metazoa, Chordata, Aves, Piciformes, Picidae.